Messenger RNA from Paramecium pentaurelia, 442 nucleotides. NCBI's taxonomy places the organism in Eukaryota, Ciliophora, Oligohymenophorea, Peniculida, Parameciidae. The record is from the annotation of a GenBank genome assembly.
AUGAAUUAAUAAAAUAAGAGAAAGUUCAAUGUUCUUGAAUACUUAAGAAACCCAUAUCAUUUACCACCAAAAUAAGACAAAUUCGAAAUCCCACAAACUUGCAAGGUUGGCUCAAGGACUAAUCAAAGAAGAUUCUAUAGACCAUAUAAACAUAAGACUCUAUUUCCAGAAUUAAAUAGUAACAAUGCUCUUUAUUUGAGCAAAACUAGUCAAUAAUUUAGAUAAUCAAGAAAGGAUUGGUAAGAGGAAUUAUAGACGUGUCUUUAAAGUUAAUCAGUAAUGAUAUAAACUAAUCCUAUAGAUAAGAGGAGUACCAAAUAAAAGUAAAGUCUCAUAAUUCUUUAUGAAAUCCUUACAUAAUUCUUCAUCUAGUCAAUUAAUAAGAAAACAAUAACCAGAAUUAAAACCAUUAUUGGAAAUUUAAGUGCAUAAAUUAUUUUGA